Molecule: messenger RNA, 2898 nt
Organism: Hyposmocoma kahamanoa
Lineage: Eukaryota; Metazoa; Arthropoda; Insecta; Lepidoptera; Cosmopterigidae
Product: protein FAN-like
Exons: 13
Coding region: 164-2788 (874 amino acids)
Molecular function (GO): protein binding
Source: RefSeq, a predicted model, not a curated record
GUGAUUUGCCUGCUUAAUGCUAUAGGAUGGAAAAAAUAAUGCCUGUGACCGACCGACCGUUUCAAUGUUUUGUUUGCGAGACCUUUCUUAAAAAUAAAUUGAAGUAAAUGUUCGGACUGAAAAAACUUGAUUCGUUUUACUGAUGAUUGGAUAAUUUAUCGAAAUGGAUAAAUCAAGGUUUUCAAUGUUGCUCUUGGAGCCUGGGGAGAUAUAUUUUGAAGAUUACUCUUGCACCAUGAGUGACAAGGAAUCGUUAGUCGAGGGGAAAGCUCGACAAGGCCGCCUCAAACUUUGCUCCAAAUCGCUGGUUUUCGAGCCACGAGACUGGGCAUGCCCACUGAUCAAAUUGCACUUCAAGGACUGUACCACUAUAUCCGUUGUGAAACCGCGAAGUUUUUGUCAAUCCAGCAGUCAGGUUAUUAAGGUGAAAACAAAGCAAUACGCAGAGAUGUUGGAGGAGAAUAUUUUGGCGCCUUACAAGUUUAUAUAUCAAGAGAGGGAGUUUUAUGUUUGCUUUGAUUUUGCAUCAGCUGAGGAGUGUUUGGGCCCAAUGCAACAGUUGCAAAGAGCUUCUACAUUGCAUGCUCCUGAACAUAAUAGUAUGGUGGCCACCAUAUUAUACUCUAGAUAUAAGAGGAUGGUAUUUGAUCGUGUGAUGAUGGACGACUUCACUGAGGAGAUAGUGUGUGAGCUGCAGGCUGAGAAAAUAUCUCCGCUUGUAAGGCAUCAGGGAAAACUGGCACUUACCCAUACCACACUAUAUUUCCAACCAUUCAGUAAUGUUGAAGGUAGUUCAAUAUUGAAGCUGAAACUUAGCCAACUAAGAAGGAUAUACAAAAGAAGAUUUUUGCUAAGGCAAGUUGGCCUUGAGAUCUACAGCACAGAAGAGAGUACAGUACCUCAUAUAUACUUGACAUUCCAAUGUGAGGAGGAUAGGGAUAAAACCUAUAGAAUAUUGGAGGAAUCACCAAAUGUUCAGCUUCAAAAAGUACAUGCUGAAGAGAUGACACUGCAAUGGCAAAAUGGAGUUGUAUCUAAUUAUGAUUAUUUGAUAUAUCUCAACUGCCUGGCAGACAGAAGCAAAAAUGAUCUCACGCAAUAUCCCGUGUUCCCGUGGGUAGUGGCUGACUACACAUCUGACAAAUUGGAUUUGAGUAACACCGAUACCUUUAGAGAUUUAUCCAAGCCAAUGGGAGCUUUAAAUCCUGAUAGGCUAGAGAAACUGAAGGAGAGGUAUCACGAAAUGAAUGACAUCAAAUUUUUGUACGGAUCGCAUUAUUCUGCACCUGGUUUGGUACUGUUUUAUCUGGUUCGGAAAUAUCCUCAAUAUCUGUUGUGUUUACUAAACGGAAGGUUUGAUCAUCCAGAUAGAAUGUUUAAUUCGAUCAAAGAUGUUUACAAUAAUUGCUUAAAAAAUAUGUCAGAUUUUAAGGAACUGGUUCCAGAAUUUUACGAUACAGAGACAAAAGGUGAUUUCUUAGUAAACAAAUACGAAAUAAAUUUUGGUGAACGUCAUGACGGUACGAAAGUGAACAAUGUGGCACUGCCACCGUGGGCUAAUUCACCUGAAGACUUCGUACUCAAGCUUAGGGAGGCUUUAGAGUCGGAAUAUGUUUCUCGACAUUUGCAUUUGUGGAUAGACCUUAUUUUUGGAUACAAACAAAGAGGCGAAGAAGCAGUUAAAGCUAACAAUGUAUUUCACCACGUGUGCUACGAGGGCUCGGUCGAUCUAGAGCUUAUAUCCGACAUGAACGACAGGCACGCAUUAGAAGUGCAAAUAAUGGAAUUUGGCCAAGUGCCAAAGCAGCUUUUCACCAAGCCGCACGUUAGAAAAAUCGCACAUCACAUUCCCCGGCCUACGUCCAAUUUAGAAGACCCGUUGCUGUACAAAUUAGAAUGCAUAGAUACAAUAUGUUUACAUAAAGAUGCCGUGACCUGCGUUUUGCGACAAGGAGAUAAAAUUAUUUCCGUAGGCAAGGAUGGGAUGUUGAAAGUAUACGAUGCAGAGCAGAGAAAGCAAAUACGGAGCAUCAUAUUGUGCGAUACGCCUCUCAGUUCUUGCGUAAUGGUCGAUGAAAAUAUUGUUGCCGCUGGUUCUUGGGGCAACGAAAUACACCUCUAUGAUGUAGAGUACGGGAAAAUAGUGGAAAGCUUCCGAGCUCACGAUGAUUCUGUCAGUUGUUUGUUAUGGCUUCAAAAAGAACGGUUGUUGAUAUCUGGCGGUUGGGACGGCGUGGUACGUGUGUGGGGUAACGUGGGCCGCACUGGCCAGGCUCUUCGAGGCCUUAAGGCGGAAUUCGAUCAUGAUGGAAAUAUCACCGCCGUUAACUACAGACGUCGUCGCCACGAGAUAGAUGUAAUAACGGGCACAUCAGACGGCGAAGUGUUCUUCUGGGACUUUACCACCAGAGAUUUGAUGAACAAAGUAUGUGUUCACUCGUCACCGUUAUGCGGCGUGGGAUUUGUGCUGUCGGGAGACCGCGUGGCCACCAUCAGUGAGGAUGGCAACAUGAUUGUUACUGAUCUUAGCGUAUUGCAUUCGGUGUAUCAAAAGCAGUUAUUAGAACCAGCGGCCUCGCUGUGUUGGGACGGGCACAGCUUGUUGUGGCUCGGCGGCAGUAAGGGCACUCUACUGCAAUGGAACAUGGUCACAGUCACGCAGGUCGGGCAGGAAGACGCACAUAAAGAUCUAAUCCAUAGUAUUUACUUCGAUGAGGCAUCGAAUACGUUAGUGACGGCGAGCAAGGACAAAUCCAUGAAGAUCUGGAAACUGGUACACAAAUCCUGACAAAAGUAUUCCUUAUGUACAGUAUUAUUUUUACUAAUCCUAUCAAUUUGUAAAAGGGAAUUACCGUGCCUACUUUAUUUUUAAGGUAUUUUUGUGAUAUACAAUCCGUA